This is a messenger RNA of Varroa destructor (honeybee mite), 2775 nucleotides long. RefSeq names its product fructose-1,6-bisphosphatase (gene fbp). Gene Ontology annotation, cellular component: cytoplasm; cytosol. Gene Ontology annotation, molecular function: fructose 1,6-bisphosphate 1-phosphatase activity. Lineage: Eukaryota; Metazoa; Arthropoda; Arachnida; Mesostigmata; Varroidae. The record is from RefSeq and is a predicted model, not a curated record. Gene Ontology annotation, biological process: fructose metabolic process; fructose 1,6-bisphosphate metabolic process; sucrose biosynthetic process.
ACAGUGUCAAAUUGUUAUCGAAUUAAGAUACGCAAUGUCUCUCAUGAAAUUUCAUAAGACGGUAACUACAAGUUUUAAGGCUUACUGCAGUUUGUUAACAACCCCGCACUUUCUCGUGAGGGGGAGGAUAACGGGUUAAUGCGGAGGCUUAAGCUAGGGAGCACCAAAUGAUAACUUCCGGCUUACCAUUCAGGAGUUUAACGAUUCUUUUGCCUCGAAACGCCUCUGUUUAUGGUAAUAGUAGUAUCUAGCUCCUGUGCAGUGUGUUUAGGUCUGUGUUUCGAGUUUUACGUCCGGUCCCGAAUCAUCGGGCUUUGGUUUGUGAUGGCGGGUAGGACAGAUGAACGUCCAGCAGGCAACCUCCAAUUUUUUCCAAUGGCACUACAGACGGCGCCAACAAAAGAGAAGAGACGCCAUCGCUUCGGCUUAGCAGUGCUAUUAACAUCGCCGCUACCCAUUGCGAUGUCUGCCGGUGAGUGAGAAGAAAAGGGUAGAUUGUUGGUCGAUUGUCGCGUCUACCAAUUCCUGGUUGACUUCUUUGCCGUUGGGGGCUGAGCGUAAUAUAGAAAUUCGGUGCUGUCUCGACGCUGGUACCAAUCGGAUGGGUUGAAGAAGAAAUCGGUCCGUCGAUAGCUGUACUGGAUGGAGCAGGGUUUUUUUUGCCGAGCGUGCAUGAACUAGCCACUGCAAAGUUGUUUGCUAGCUGGCUGCUAGCUUAAGCAGUUGUAUAGCUUUCGCGUGUAUCGGUCGAGCUACGAUCGUUAGUCGUGGAGUAAACGCAUAGUGCCGUUAUUGCCUACAGCAUUGUACGCUGAACUUGAAAAUCGAAACCGACAAUCGACAUUUGCGCAGUUAUUGAUAUCUCUUUUUAACAACAAACGCAACGGCUAAACGUUGUUUUAGCACAUACGCCGCGAGACCUCACUUGUUUAGCUGAUCCUCAUCCAAAGAUCGAAGAUUGUGUUAUAGUUCGUGCUGGUGAUUGUUGAAUAGCAGUCGAUUAAAACUUAAGUGUCGAACUGUUUUGAUCGUUACAUCCACAUAUAUAACAACAAAGUGAGUGGCGUUGACUUUCUUCGUUCACACAUUACCUCCACCAACCUACAGCAUCUAAUCGGCCACGAUUCGGGACUGUCUUUGUAUCAUAGUUCCUCGUUUUUCUUGGUCCUAAACACUCAUCUAGCUGAAUUUCACGAAUACCAGGAUAUCUACCUCGCUAAGGCUAUCAGCAAGGUUCCAAGUCCAUUUGACAGGUGAAUUUCGACGCAAUAGUGAAACGAAAUGGCGUUCGACACAAAUGCCAUGACAUUGACCCGUUUCGUGCUGACAGAACAACGCAAGCAUAAGAGUGCCUCAGGGAACCUCACCCAGUUAAUCACUUCACUGCAAACGGCCAUCAAAGCAGUCGCGUCCGCCGUACGACGAGCCGGUAUCGCCAACCUCUAUGGUAUAGCCGGUAACAUCAAUGUUCAGGGUGAGGAACAGAAAAAACUGGACGUUUUGGCCAACGAUCUGUUUGUUAACAUGCUCAAGAGUUCCUUCACAACUUCCUUGUUAGUUUCGGAAGAGGAUGACAAGCCUAUUGAAGUUGAAAUCGAAAAACAGGGCAAGUACGUGGUGUGUUUCGACCCUUUAGACGGCUCAUCGAACAUUGACUGCCUCGUCUCAAUCGGAUCCAUUUUCGCUAUUUACAAGAAGCAAAACAAUACGGAACAAGACGCUCUGCAACCGGGUCGUCAGCUGGUGUGCGCUGGCUACGCGCUAUACGGAUCAGCCACUAUGGUGGUUCUUGGCCUUAAAGGAAGUGGUGUCAAUGGCUUUAUGUUGGAUCCAUCCAUUGGAGAAUUCAUCCUUACGGACCCUGGCAUGAAGGUUCCACCACGUGGAAACAUUUAUUCAAUUAACGAAGGUUAUGCUAGCAAAUGGGAUGCGGCAGUGCGAGAGUACGUUGAAGAGAAAAAAAACCCAAAACAAGGUAAAGAAUAUGGAGCUCGAUACAUUGGAUCGAUGGUGGCUGAUGUGCAUCGAACGCUCAAAUACGGAGGUAUCUUCAUGUACCCAGCGAUGGCGGAUGCCCCCAAUGGCAAACUGCGCUUGCUCUAUGAAUGUAACCCAAUGGCAUUCAUUAUGGAGCUUGCAGAAGGCAAGGCUUCCAAUGGAAAAAUUCCAAUCUUGGAUGUUGUGCCGACCAGCUUGCAUUGUCGCCAGCCGAUCUUCCUUGGGUCGCCUGAGGACGUCGAUGAGCUGCUCGAAAAAUACAAGAAAUUGGAUAACAACAAUUAAAUGCUUUAUUAAAACAAACCUACCGUGGUUAUAACAAAUAUAGUCUAAAAGAAUGUGGAAGCACAAUAUAAGACGUACACAAUGAAGAAUAGAUUAAUGCAACGCUUUCUUACAUUUGUUUAUUUCACCAAUAAAACACGUAUACGCACCAAACAAAUGAUGCUUUUUUUUAAAUUUUGCCAUAUUUUCAUUAUAAUUAAGUCUAUGGUUUAAAACGAUGUGCUCAACCUUUUGACAGUGUUCAUUAUUCGUGUUAUGCAUACAUGACGUUGGAGGACACAAUUUUUUUGUUUAUUUGUGUGUCGAGCUCUAUUUGAUUAUGCACAAAAGGAUUCGAAACAACGCAAAGUACACUGGCAUAAUUCACCAGACAUUGUCCAUGAAAAAAAUCGAAUUCAAUCCAAUAACCUGCAUUAUGUAAGACUACACAAUAUAUUACAUGCGCGCUAGGUCUAACGGUAAUAUGAAAAUAUAUUUCAGAUAGCGUUUUGA